Molecule: messenger RNA, 3652 nt
Organism: Nothobranchius furzeri (turquoise killifish)
Lineage: Eukaryota; Metazoa; Chordata; Actinopteri; Cyprinodontiformes; Nothobranchiidae
Biological process (GO): SCF-dependent proteasomal ubiquitin-dependent protein catabolic process; protein polyubiquitination
Cellular component (GO): SCF ubiquitin ligase complex
Molecular function (GO): protein binding
Source: RefSeq, a predicted model, not a curated record
GCACAAGAGCAACAAAUAAAAUGAAGUAUUAUUUAUCACUCAUUGCGUUUUCAACUGUUAUUCUUUCAGUUAUAUAUUUUAGAAUAGUUUUUUUUCUAACAAAAUGUGUAUCAUCAAACCAAAUGAUCGUUCCUUGUUUUUUAAACUAUAUCUUGUGAGAUAAAUGUGAUCUGUGAGGGUGUAUUUUUCGUUUCUACAACGAGCCAAGACGAGUAAAACAGUCAGCAGUUCAAUAUUCCCGUACACAAAAGAAAAAAAUUAAGAGCGCAAUAGAUUGAAAAAACAAAUUAUGCUUGUUAAAUUCCACACAAUUUUGUAGUCCAAAAAACUUUAACUGGCUGCAGAAACAUUUAAUUUAUGACUGCUAUAUCCAACUAAUGAAAACCGAAGUGUCAGGAAACAUUUUCAAUUUAGGAGAUCAAUCUUUAAUCUUUCAACAGCAGAAGGACUAAAUUAUUACCUUUUCACAAACGUUUCUUUGUCAUUCUGAGUAUCAGAAAAAUUAAACCAAAAUGAAGAAAUACUGUCACUUUCAGUCCCUGCAUAAAAUUCCAGGCAAGGCAAAAAAAAAAGAAAAAAAAAGUAAUAAAAUAAAAUAAAAAAAUAACUACUUUGCAACAAAGAAAGCUCACUUUUAGCGGUGCACUGUCUUAAAACGCCCACUAAAGGGAGCUCUAGCCUAGCACGUUACAUAGCAAUGGAUUUUAAUUUGAUGUAAAAUUCCAAAUGACAGUUUUUACAAAUUAAGUACUACAAUACGGUUUAAAAAAAUUAAACUAACAUCUAAAUUACAUUAUUUCCACCAGAAUUCUCGUUACAAUCACAGAAAUGAGUUUCCAGAGCAAGUGCGUCUUUAAGGAUUGGCGCUUGUUGAUGACGUAAUGGUCCAAAAGCCACAACAAAACUCAGCUGUUAGAAGCUAACUAGCCGGCCUAGUUACUCAAAGCUCUUCUUUAGGAUUUCUUUUAAACCUUGUUUUUAUUUUUAUUUUUUUUUUUGCAGUUACUAAUUAAGUCGUUCACGCACAAUUUUCUUCAUGAUCGUUAAAUCUGUAUUGUAAUUAGCUUCACUCAUAUGAUUAUUUUAUUGUUAGCAGGCUAGCUAUUAAACUGAGGAAGACGGGGGAUUUUCCGACUGAAGGGCAGAAAUCUUUAUGGAAAAGCUAGAUCACAAGACCUCCCGGUGGAGAUUCUGAGUUCCACCAGUGACCAGAAGCAUUUCAUCGUCAUUCGAUAUGUCGCCACAGAAACGGCCUCUAGUCCCGGUGAGCAGCCGGCGGAAAGCAGCCGACGACUACUUCCCGUUUAACUCUCUGCCGGUGGAGUGCCAGCUGCACGUCCUGUCCUUCCUGAACGAGGUGGACAAAUGCAGCUGCGCUCUGGUUUGCCUCAGCUGGAGCUGUCUUGUUCGGUCGUGGAAGCUGUGGCGGGUAGCAGAUUACUCUCGUCGUGGCGUCUUUCAUCUUGGCCAGGAGGGGCUGCUGGUUUCUAACCGUGAGUUUGAGAGGUGGAAGUCCUGGGUCCAUCACUACACACACCACCUGAUCUCCCGCCGAGCCAGUCUGCUGACGCUGAAAGCCAGCUUCGACCUGGGGGAUCGCUGUAACAAGUGGAGCGAGCUGCUGAGCCACCUGCUAGAUAACGUCCACUGCAGAGACCUCAGUCAUCUGGAUCUCAACUGGACCUUCACUCUGUUUGAACCGCUCAACCUCAGGGUCCACUCCAGCUCCAGUUCACACCAGGACAGCGUCACCAAAAUGGAUCAGGUGGCCAGCUUUCAGGAGCUGCUGAGCAAACUCGCCCACAGCUGCCCGAGAAUCUCCAAGAUGAGGUUGCAUUUUGAUUGGUCGGAUUUGUCGGUGUCACUUCUCAGCCAGUUCCAGCAGCUGCGAAUCCUCGAGCUCAAAUAUUUCUGGGUCUUCAAACUAGUGACGCCCUCGACGCUGCAGACGCUGACCAAAUCCCUGCCUAACCUCAGGUCCCUGACUUUGCACGUGCUGGUGCCGCUGAGAAACCUCGGCAUCUCCUACACCCUGGAGUCGCCGUCGCUGGAGUUCCUGGACGUCUCGCCCAGCCGGGGCCUGGUCUUCUCCUGCCUGAAGCUGCCGGCCCUACGAGAGCUCCGAGCUAAGAAGAUAGUGCGCGGCAUCACACUGGACAGAAGGACCAGGCUACGCAUCCAGAGUCGGUGGCCGUGCCUGUACCACGUCCUCCGGGAGGGGACGCCAAAGCUUCAGGCCCUGAACAAUGAGAGGCUCCUCCCUACGUGGAGAGAGAACUGUUACGGCGAGCUGACGGCUAUUCUGGAACAGUCCUGUUAUUGUGUUCAGCAUCUAGACAGCUGGCUGUGGUAGUCAGCUGACGGACAUCAUCACGCUCAUUCGAAUGAGUUGAGCGACACAGACUUUCAUAAAAACUGAACUUUGACUCCAGGCGUCAUCUGGUUCUUUACCAGAAAUCUGCCAUCAUGGUGGGAAAUGCAUUCCUGAAGAGCCAGGAAGCCUCUAAAGGUGCUUCAUGCUAGCUCGGCUUUGCUGCACUGACCCGAACAAAAUGUUCUGCAAGCAGAACCCAGAACCACGGCCUUCAUUUCCCCCCGCAGCUGCUUUAAAUCCCACUUUUGUCAACGAAAGAACUAAAAAAAAAAAGAUUAAAGGCAAAAUAUUUUCAGAAAAGUUUUAUGUUUUACUAGUUUUAAAAAACUAGACCUGGGGUCUCAUUUAUCAAUUUGAUGUCUGAUUUAUUCACCCUCAGAGACGGCUGUCUGCUGUUUCUGACGAAAAGAAAGCAAAAGAUAAAGCUGCACAGAAAUUUGCACAAAUGAGGUUCAGAGCAAGUGCGCAGUAACUAUUUCAAACGGAACGUUCCUCGUUCUGAACGGCAUAUCUAAAGCAGCAGCUAGAUGUGUUGCUUGCUGAGAACUGAAGCUAGUUGCGUGUCUGCCCCCCGAUUCGGCUGCUGAAUACUUUGCACAUUCGGUGCUAAGCUGGUGUGAUCCCAAUCACAGCCUGCCAGGAAUGUAAAAACCAGUUCAUUCCAGCACCGGACCGCGUCUCUUACCUUAGGUGCUCCGUGUAGUUAGUGUGCUCCUUUCUGAGCACUGAAGUUGUGAUUGUUUUGGUGUUUAUGUGAAGAAAUCCUGCAGCUCUUGAUGUGUGCAAACUUUUUGCACAAAUUCUGUACUUUUCUGUCUCUGUGGUGAAAAGAUUGUUGCUCAGCUGUUUGCAGCUGCAGAAGAAAAAACAAAGCAAAUGAAGUGGCGAGCUUUUUCCAGUUGUCCUGCUAAUCAGCAGAGGUCCCUGUUUUCAAACUUUAGGUGGUGAAGGCCUCUCUGGAGCCCGAACGGGGCCCAGACCAGUAGACUGACAGGCGUUUGAGAUUUGAAGAAGAAGAAAGAAAAUGUCAUUUCUAAAGCGCCUCUCAGGAUAAAAAUCGCGAGGCGCUUAGUUUGCCUGUUGUUCUCUGUUGAACGUAGGUUUCUGUCUGCUCCGUGUGCAGACAGAACUUCAGAUGUGUUGAAUGACUUCGUUGAUGGCUGAUUUCCUGUUUGUAAGCCAUCGACUCCCUCCACGCGCGAGCAGGAAGCACUGACAUUUAAACAGAUGUUGCAACUUCUGGUUUCCAUGUUCCACAUAAUAAAAAGAUGGACUGUU